Camelina sativa (false flax) is the source of this 579-nucleotide messenger RNA. Lineage: Eukaryota; Viridiplantae; Streptophyta; Magnoliopsida; Brassicales; Brassicaceae. The record is from RefSeq and is a predicted model, not a curated record.
AUGGCUUUAGCUUGGUGCGCUGUACGCAGGUCAGCAUCGAAGUUUGCUUCCCUGUGUGGUGGUCGAGUCGGAGUUAUCUCCACCGUUGUAAACCGUCCGUCUCUAGCUCUCAACCCGUCACAGCUGCGUCCCUUCGUCUCUGAUAGCUCACACUACCCGAAGGUUAUUGAUCAUUUUAUCUCUGAGCAAACGCUUAUCCUCGAGAUUGACUCCCAGAUCAGAUUUGCUUCGCAAACCAAUGAUAUGGUUAACGAUGAAGAGGCGACUCCAGGAAGUUUACCUUUCAGAAUUGAAGAUGAUGGAGGUAAGACUGUGACAUUGACUAGAGACUACAAUGGGGAACACAUUAAAGUUGUAGUAGGCAUGCCUUGUGAAUCUCAGCAACUGCCGAAUACUGAAUGGUUGUCUGAUGAUUUCAAAGACGUGAAUCAUGUUUUGGAGAAUGCGUUCUACAAGUAUCUGGAGACCAGAUUGACAAAAGACACAACAAAUUUUUUGUAUGAGUACAUGACGACGAACAAGCGACGCCAGUUGUUUUGGUUGAAGGAUGUCAAGAAGUUUUUGGUUGAUGCAAGUUAA